Messenger RNA from Corythoichthys intestinalis (scribbled pipefish), 638 nucleotides. Its product is annotated as fatty acid-binding protein, brain. Lineage: Eukaryota; Metazoa; Chordata; Actinopteri; Syngnathiformes; Syngnathidae. The record is from RefSeq and is a predicted model, not a curated record. The transcript has 4 exons. Gene Ontology annotation, cellular component: nucleus; cytosol. Gene Ontology annotation, biological process: fatty acid transport. Gene Ontology annotation, molecular function: fatty acid binding. The coding region runs from base 82 to 480 and encodes 132 amino acids.
CCUCUAAUAAGAGCGUGGCGAAGGGGGGGCCACGCUUCUUGUCAGAACUUCAGCCUGCUCAUCGCUCACGAAACCUUCAAGAUGGUGGACGCCUUCUGUGCUACUUGGAAGCUGGUGGACAGUGAAAACUUUGAUGAGUACAUGAAAGCUCUCGGCGUGGGCUUCGCCACCCGACAAGUGGGCAACGUGACCAAGCCCACGGUGAUCAUCAGCCAGGACGGCGACAAGGUGAGCAUCCGCACGCAGAGCACCUUCAAGAACACCGAGAUCUCCUUCAAGCUGGGAGAGGAGUUCGACGAGACCACCGCCGAUGACAGGAACUGCAAAUCCACGGUGAGCAUGGACGGAGACAAGCUAGUCCACGUGCAGAAGUGGGACGGCAAGGAGACCAAGUUUGUCAGGGAGAUCAAGGACGGCAAGCUGGUGAUGAACUUGACCUUCGAGGACAUCCACGCUGUCCGCACCUACGAGAAGGCGUAGACAUCUUCAUCACUGUCGUCCUCCUCAAGCAGGCUGCACAUGUUUGUUUUGUUUUUUAAAAAAGCAAUUCUUUUUUUUUUUUUAUAUGGAAACAUUUGUGACACACUGAUUUGAUUGUCUUUGCAAAUUUGUGAAAUAAAGCAAAGGAGAAAUUUCAA